AUGGAGGCGGCCGAUCUCGCCGCGGACGGCCGCAUCUUCAAGGCCGACUUCACCGACGCCGGCGCCUACCAGCUGCGGGAGCGCAUGCGGGAGAAGCUCCGUGAGUUCGAGGGCAGCGCCGAAGACUCCAUCGCGGACUACGUUAUUGUGCUUCUCAGGAAUGGAAAACGCAAGGACCAGGCCAGGAAGGAGCUCCAUAUUUUUUUAGGAGUUGAUGACAGUGCAUUGUUUAUUUCAUGGCUGUGGGAUCAUCUAUCUUUAAAUUUGCACCUGUAUGUGCAAACACAAGAGCAGGAGGUGGAGAACAAGGACGAUGAAAUCUCAAAAGAAUUAUCUGGAAGACAUAAAUCACCUGAGGUGCACACGAGAAGAGAUCAAACGCCUCUUGAGCACACAAGUGAAUCAAAUACGACCAUCAGGAGUCGGAAUAAGAGGGAUUGGAAAGGAACUGGCAGGGAGGGUAACAGAAACUUUCCACUUCGAAGUGUACUAACGGAUAUUUUGCACGGAGAAGAGAAAAGGCUGCAAAAGUCUACUGAAAUACGGCAGCCUCCAUCAUCUAAUCAACAGAAUGGAAGAAAGCGCGAUCGGGAGGAUGAGCCACAACAAACAAAGAGAGAAUUGCCUUCACGUCCGGUGCUUGGUGCUUCCCGUCGUCUUCUGCAGUUCGCCGUUCGAGAUGCUGUAAAAGCUGUACAGCAAACCAGCAGCUCUACGGAGCCAUCUUCUAAGCGCCUACGCUCUGUUGUUUCCACGGUACCCACAGACAACCAGCAUGGUAAAAUGUCAGAAAGAUCUACAGACAGCCUACAUGACAGGAGAUCAGAGAGAGCUACAGACAGCCUGCAUGACAGGAGAUCAGAAAGAUCUGCAGACAAAACGAAUGAUAAAAGAGUAGAAAGAAAAAGGCAAAUUCUACAAGUACCUGGAGCCGCUUUAGCUCUUAGAGCUGCUGCAGAGGCUGCUGCAGACUCUUCCAAAGCAAGAUCUACUGGAAGUGUGUUCAGUAGAUUGGGUCAAGGGAAUGCUGUGAAUCAACCAUCUCGUUCUCGUGAAGAGAAGAGAGGCUAUGAUGAUUUUGAACCAGCUACAACAAUAGAUGAUCACGACUCUGAUCAGCAUGAUAAUGACGAGCAGAUAUCUGGAGACCUGGAGAUAGCAGACGGGGAAGAUGAAAUGAAUGUUGAUACUACCUCUGAUGAGGAUGCGGACAUAGAUGAUGAAAUGACUAGAUACCAAAGUUCGGAUUCACAUGUUGUGGAGAAGAAAUAUACAUUGACAAAAUGCAGUGCUGAACCUGAGACCAAUAAAACAAAGCAUUCAAGUUUGACUUAUGAGGAGCAACCUGUUUCUUCGGCACCAAUAAGAGCAAGCAAAACUGUUGCUGCUCCAGUUAACCCCAUUUCUGUGGAACCUCCAAAUUUUGGAACACCAAAAGAUGUUCAUGUUGUGGAGAAGCCGGACAUCACACCCAUGAAUGCUAAUGUUGGCCCUCCAGCUAUUAAUGUCAAAGAAUUAGGUCAUGGAGAAGUCCAAAAGGAUUCACAGCGCUCUGCAACAUCUGUUUCUAGUUCAUAUAGCACUGCCCAUCCCACAGAAGAUGCGGAUUCAAGGACCCUCUAUGUUAGCAAUGUUCACUUUGCUGCCACCAAGGACUCACUGUCUCGCCAUUUCAACAAGUUUGGUGCAGUGCUGAAAGUAGUCAUUGUUACUAAUGCAGCAACUGGGCAGCCAACAGGGUCUGCCUAUGUAGAGUUUUUACACACAGAGUCGGCUGAAAGAGCUCUGUCAUUGAAUGGCACAUCAUUUAUGACGCGCAUUCUAAAGGUCGUGAGACGAAGCUCCCAUGAAGCUGCUCACUUUUAUGGUUGGCCUGGUAGUGGUCGAUCAUCAUAUGCUAGGGGUAGGAUGGCAUACCCAAGGGGUGUUCUCCCUGGUAGCUCGUUUAGAGGGCGUACUCCGAUGAAAGCAGGUGCCAGAAGUUUUCAGUGGAAACGUGAGCCUUCAGGCACGGAGUCAAAUGCAGGUGCAAAACCCGACAUGAGUGUGGCAUUGGCUUCAGCUGAGCAGGUGCUUCCACCAGCCACAUAG
Molecule: messenger RNA, 2091 nt
Organism: Triticum turgidum subsp. durum (durum wheat)
Lineage: Eukaryota; Viridiplantae; Streptophyta; Magnoliopsida; Poales; Poaceae
Source: the annotation of a GenBank genome assembly